Molecule: messenger RNA, 2030 nt
Organism: Carica papaya (papaya)
Lineage: Eukaryota; Viridiplantae; Streptophyta; Magnoliopsida; Brassicales; Caricaceae
Source: RefSeq, a predicted model, not a curated record
GUUACAGGGAAAGAGAAAAAAACAGGUGAGUAGGAAAUAGAUACCCAAAAACCCUAACAUAUAAUAGCAGCAAGAGAAGAUGACGUGUUGGAGGCGUCUUCCCAUGUAGGCUGUCGUAGUUUUGCUACUUUUAUCAUUUAUCUCCGUCUUCCUCUCCUACUCUUUAGGGUUUUGUUUGCAUCCGUAAAACAAUUAAUACCCUCUGCAGAUAUGCAGCCCAGUUAUGGACUUCCACAGACGACUCCUCAUCAGCACCAACAUGAGCAGACCGUGCCAAUGGAUAUUGGUGUCUGUUCCUCUUCUCUUUUCUCCAUUUCUAAUCCUCUCUACCAGCCACAGAAACAACCCCAGAACCUUUUUCAAUUGCUUCAGCAGCAUCAUCACCAUCAGCUUCAGCCAUUUCAACAACAAGACCCUUUUUUCCCUCUUAAUUUCAAGCUGGGACUCAAUGAUAAUGCUACGGCUAACAAAGAGGCUCUUUUGACUCAACAAUUCACUUCUUCGUUUCUUCAAGGCGCGCAUUCUGUCGCAGUAGUACCUCCUCCUUGGAAUCCCCAGGAAGAUUCUGCUGCCAUCAAGGAACCCAUUUGGAAACCUCUCGAGAAAGAAGUCAUCAAUUCUGGAAAUAUAGAGUGCAAUGACAAUAAAGAACAGGAAAUGGAGGGAAAAAACGGCAAGAAAUCAGCUUUCAGAGAAGUCGAUGAAAGCAGUGGGAGGCGCAAGAAUUUGGAGAAUAAGUGCAGACUCUUUGGUGAACUUGAAGCGAUAUAUAGUCGUGCAAAUAUUGGCGAACUAAAUAAUCAAACGGGUUCUGGGUCUGCCCUCACCGGACAAAACUCACCCACAAUACAAUGCAGCAAUAAUCAUUGUGAAAAUGUUGAUGCUGGUAUCGCUGGAGCAGGAGUUGAUCCGGGCUCCGAUAUCUCCAUAGGAAGAGAAGCUUCGCUGUGGAAGACCCAAAAGAGGAAGAAGAAGAAGAAGAGGAACUUGAGGGAGCAUCUGGGUUCAAUGACUGGUUUUUUUGAGAUGUUGGUUAAGCAGGUGAUGGAUCACCAAGAGGGUCUUCAAAGAAAGUUCAUGGAAGCGAUUGAGGGAAUAGAGAAAGAGAGGACAAGGAGAGAAGACUCAUGGAGGCGCCAACAGGUUGAAAAGCAUAACAGGGAAGCUAUAGCAAGAGCCCAUGAGCAAGCUGUAGCUUCAAAUAGAGAAGCUAUCAUUAUCUCAUACAUAGAGAAAAUCACAGGGCAGAGCCUCAAUCUUCCUUGUAGAAACCCUCCAAUGUUGUUUCAACCAGAAAUCAAAAGACCAAAGGAACCCGUUAAUGCUGACUCGAAUAGCAGAUGGCUUAAAGCUGAAGUUGAGGCUCUGAUUGAAGUUAGAAGUAGCCUAGAAACGAGAUUCCAAGAACCAGGGGUAAAGGCACCUGUCUGGGAAGAGGUAAGCUCCUUAAUGGCUUCAAUGGGGUAUCAAAGAAAUGCCAAAAGGUGUAAAGAAAAAUGGGAGAACAUAAACAAGUAUUUUAGGAAAGCCAAAGAGAGUGGCAGAUCAAAGCUUUCUCUAAACUCUAAAACCUGCCCUUAUUUUGAUAAACUGGAUCAGCUCUAUUUCAGUACUCCUCUUAGGCGUUUUACUAAGAGUGAUGAUGAAGAAGCAGUAAGACAAGGCUAUUCAGAAGUUUCAGAUGCCCUUGUUUCAGGGAAGGAAAGUGGCAACUCCGAAUAUGGUGAAAUGGGUUCCUCAAAAUUGAAUCUAGAUGGAAUUGCUGAUGAAGAAGAAAGCCAGGAAAAGGAGAACUUAAACCAUGAGUAUGGCAAAGACAGUGAGCAAGAAGAUUGUAGAAGUGAUGACGAUGAUGAUGGAGAAGAAUGAGAAUUAACAUUCAUUAGAUUGAUUAGUUGGUUUAUCAUAUAUGUGCAGGUAAUUCUUUUCCAGGUCUAAGAUAUUAUUUUAUUUUUGUUAAGUAUUUGCUCGAGUUUGACAGUUUCAUUGGAGAUUCUUAGCAGUAAAUUAACUUUCCAAGUUCAGUUGGA